Camellia sinensis is the source of this 1784-nucleotide messenger RNA. The record is from RefSeq and is a predicted model, not a curated record. Lineage: Eukaryota; Viridiplantae; Streptophyta; Magnoliopsida; Ericales; Theaceae.
AUACGUAGACUCUACUACAACUAGCUCCUCCUCCGCCCCCUCCUCCUCGUCCUGCUAUUAAACUAACCAGCUCCAUCGUUGACUUCACGAUCCUCUCUCUCUCUCUCUCUCUCUCUACAUAUGUAUCUUUCUCUCUCUAUAUCUAUCUCCCACCUAUAGAUAUAUGGAACAGGUAAAAGAUUGAACACUGAAGAAGAGUGUACAAAGCAAAAAAAUCACCAUGAAAGCUGCUAAAACCUUCCAAUCACCAGACCACCACCACAUCACAUCCUCCACCUUCCUCAAAAUCAUCAUUCUCUCUUUCCUCUCUCUCUCCCUCCUCCUCUUCCUCCUCUUCUCCCACUUCGACCCACAACUACAACUCCCCUCCUUCUCCUCCCCCACCACCGCCGCCACCGCCACCGCCAUUCCCAUUUCAAAUGCGCUGCCGCCCGACGCUUUUGCACCUCUGCCGCCGCCCCAGGCGGUGCAGAGGACUGGGAUUGUGGACGAGAACGGCCUCAUGACGGACGAUUUUGUGGUGGGAGAGUUCGAUCCGAGUGUAAUCGAGAGUGUGGUCAAUAAUGGUGCCACCAAUCGGAGGAGGAAAUGGAGGGUUAGGUUUGGGAAGUUUAUGGUUUGUGAUGAGAGUAUGACAGAGUAUAUACCCUGUUUGGACAAUGUGAAGGCGAUUUCGAGCUUCAAUUCCACGGAGAGAGGUGACAAGUACGAGCGGCAUUGUCCUCAGAAGGGGAAGGGCUUGAAUUGUUUGGUGCCGAGGCCUAAAGGGUAUACGCUUCACAUUCCAUGGCCAAAAAGCAGAGAUGAGGUGUGGUUCAACAAUGUACCCCAUAUGCGCCUGGUUGAAGAUAAAGGAGGCCAAAAUUGGAUAUCAAGAAAAAACGAUAAAUUUAUAUUUCCAGGAGGUGGAACACAGUUUAUCCAUGGGGCAGAUCAGUACUUGGAUCAGAUUUCCAAUAUGGUCCCUGGCAUUGCAUUUGGGCAAAACACCCGAGUUGCCUUGGAUGUUGGUUGUGGAGUAGCAAGUUUUGGUGCCUACUUACUCAGUCGUAAUGUGACCACUCUUUCAAUAGCACCAAAAGAUGUUCAUGAGAACCAGAUUCAAUUUGCUCUCGAGCGAGGUGUGCCUGCCAUGGUGGCUGUAUUUGCAACACACCGUCUGUUGUAUCCUAGCCAGGCAUUUGACUUGAUACAUUGUUCUAGUUGCAAUAUUAACUGGGCUCGUGAUGAUGGAAUUUUGCUUCUUGAGGUCAACAGGAUGCUGAGGGCAGGGGGACACUUUGUUUGGGCAGCACAAUCUGUCUAUGAGCAUGAAGAUAACUCGCAAGAACAAUGGGAAGAAAUGGAGAACCUUUCUUGGCGUAUUUGUUGGGAACUUAUAAAGAGGGAAGGGUGCAUUGCUAUAUGGAGGAAGCCUCUGGGCAACAACUGCUAUGUUAAUCGGCAUCCUCAAUUACAACCUCCUAUAUGUGAAGCCAAUGACGAUCCAGACAAUGUUUGGUAUGUCAGUCUGAAGGCAUAUAUCACUCCGUUACCUGAGAAUGGUUAUGGGGCUAAAGUUUCUAUCUGGCCCACACGCCUUCAUUAUCCACCAGACAGGCUACUUACCAUAAAAAUGGAUGCCUACAAUUCCCGAAAGGAAAUAUUCAGAGCAGAGUCAAAAUAUUGGAACGAUCUUGUAAAUGGUUAUGUUAAUGCCUACAAUUGGAAAGACUUACACCUACGAAACGUGAUGGACAUGAAGGCUGGAUAUGGAGGGUAACUUCUUUUUCUUCUUCUUUUUC